AUGUCUUAUGUCAAUAAAAGUCUGAGCACCUGUGUGAAUUCCCUGGUUCUUCAUUUAGAAUAUGUGAAAUGUAAAAACUUGAGUAAUUAUAAAAAGAAGGGGAAAUAUUAUAUGAUAAUAACUUAUGACAAUAUAUUGUUUUAUGAAAAAGAUUUUUAUGAAGUAUGUUUCCACAUUUUUUUUGAUGACAUUUUGCAAAUAUAUACUUGUGAUGUUUCUAAUUAUAUUCAUAUAACAUUGAAGGACCAAGCAGUUACAAACAAUAUAGGCAUAAAAGGAAUGAACAAAAAUGCUCUAAUUAAACAAUUAUCUAUUGCAUAUAGUACAUUCUAUAUGUUUCAACUAAAUAAAAAUAUAUACGUUCCAAUAACAAAUGAAACAUAUGAGGAAAGAAGAAUUCGAACUGGACAUUUUGAAAAACCCAAAAUUGAUACAUCAAUACAGCCAUUUAUAGGUUAUAAAAAGGUUGUGUUUGAUGAUUACUUUUUUUUCAUUCGAAAAUCAUUUCAAAACUUUAUAUCAAUUUCAUGUGAAAGCAACUUUUAUGUUGACUACAGAGGGAUUGAAAUCAGCAUAAAAAUUGAUGAUCAAAAAAAUAUUCUGGAAAUAGAACAAUCUCCUGAUAAUAACUUUUUUCAACUAUGUAGAAAUCAUAUUAAUUUUUUAACAAAUGAUUCAAAAUGUCCUUUAAUCAUAAGAAAAAAUGUUUAUAAUAAAAAAAUGAACUUGUCUGAUGACCUUGCCAAAUGGUCAGGCUAUGAGAUAUAUUUUAAAAAUGAAACACACACAGUAGUCUGUAUAAUUUUUAGGAGAACAUUUAUACCACCCUUACUUGAUAAAAGGCAAGACAUAUUUAUUACCUUUAAAAUAUCUCAUGAAAAUCAACAAGAAUUUAAUGUAAGUGAUAAAGAUUUAUAUGAUGAAGUGUACAUUGUAUCAAAUUCAAUUACACCCAAUGAAAUACAUAAUACUUAUUAUGUCAACCUGAUUCAAGCACAAGUAGAUGCCCUCAUUUAUGAUUCUAAUGUUUAUGAAUACUUUGAAAAUAUUAUAAAAAUAAAGCCCUCCUACUUUGAAUAUAUAAAAAUGUUUUUCAAGUCCAUGUUAAUUAUCUUAAAAGAAGGAGAAGUAAUGAUCGAUUCAGAUAUAAUAGAAUUUUUGGGAGAAGACACAAAAGUGGAAAGAAAUCUUGAAUACUUACUGAACGUUAUAAUGAAUAAAAUAACAGGCUUAAAUUUGUUAGAUACUCAUAAAAGUGAAAAAAUAAAAAUUAACAAAUUUUUGCAUCGCCUUUCGGAUUACUUGAUAUAUUGCCUUGAUUCAGGCUUCAUAUCGCAUAAAUAUAAUGUAACCGAUUUUAUAAACGGAUGUCUAUCUAUAAACAAAGACAACAAAUUGACUAUUGAUAGUAUAGUUAAUUUUUUUCUACAUUUACGAGAAAGAGAUUACAGCAACAGAUACGAAUUGAAUUGUCUGGAAUUUUUAAAAGAAGAUGAAUCAAAUGAUAUUGAAAUAGAAAAAUUGCUAGAUAGUAAAAAAUAUUAUAUCAACGAUUUUUUUCUUUUUUAUUUACAUCAGUGUGGGUAUAUAAACAAAUAUUAUUAUUAUAAAGAUGAUAAUAAUUAUAAGAAAAUAAUAUCAUAUAUUUUAAAAUAUGGGAAAAAUUUUGAAAUAAAAAAAAAGAUAUGUAAAAAUUUAUUAAUAUUUUCAAAUGAUUAUAAAAAUAAAUAUAUACCUUUAGUAAAUUCAAUGAUAUGUUUUUUAAGUUUUAAUUAUUAUGAGAAGAAUUUCUGUUUAUUUAUAUUAAGUACAUUAAUAAAUAUUACAAAUAAUAAUGAUGAAUUAAAAAAUCGAUUAAUUGAAUUAAAUAUUAGUACAUUAUGUAAUUUUUUAAUAUUAUUAAAUGAUAUAGAUAUUACAAAUAAAAUUAUUUUAUUAUAUAUUAAUUUAUGUAAAGAGCAAUAUAUGUGUGAAGAUUUUAUAAAUAAAGGACUUCUUAUACAUUUUUUAGACAUAUUAUUUCGUUAUUAUUAUAUUGAUUUAUAUAUAAAAAAACAAAUAUGUAUUAAUAUAUUAUGUAUUAUUGGACAUAUAUUUAAUUGUAAAAAAUAUUAUAUAUUCAUAUUGAAUUAUUAUAAUGGUUUAUUACAGCUAGCCAUUUAUAUUUAUCAAACAACAGAUUUUAUUCAAUUCGAUAAAUUAAAAUUAAUUUUCUUUUUUAAACAAAUAUCGCAACAUAGUUAUAUCAUCAAAGAUAAAAUUUGUAAACAUAUCAUACCAUUAGUUAUAAAAGAAAUCUAUUUAUAUAUUAACAAAGAUUUUAUUUAUUCUUCUCUACAUUUAAUUAAUACAUUAUCAGAUUAUAAAAAUAAUUGUUUGUAUCUUCAAAGAGUCAAAAUUUUUUAUCUAUUCAAUUUUAUCAAGCAACUCAAAAUUUUGGAUCUUUAUCAAAAAGUGGAGCAAUUGGAAAACAAACUCAAGAAAAAUCUUAACAUAAUUUAA
Plasmodium adleri (nom. inval.) is the source of this 2502-nucleotide messenger RNA. Its product is annotated as conserved Plasmodium protein, unknown function. Bases 1 to 2502 code for a protein of 833 amino acids. The transcript is spliced from 17 exons. NCBI's taxonomy places the organism in Eukaryota, Apicomplexa, Aconoidasida, Haemosporida, Plasmodiidae. The record is from RefSeq and is a predicted model, not a curated record.